CAGACAAACAAAGGGAACAUCACCUUUUUUUUGUGUGUGUGUGUGUAAGUAAACAAAAUCUCACACGCUAAGAGAAAGCACAAAUUCUCGAGCCUCUCUCAUAUAUGCAUCCAACGGUUAAGAUCUCCAUUACGUAUUAUAAAUCAACGGGUGAGAUGUGUCGUAUAUUAUUAUCUUUUUUUGUUGUUGUUGGUUCAGCUCAAGUCUAUAUAGAGCACAGACCUCGAUGUGUAUAGCUUUCGGCCACUGGAUGGAAAGCAAAGGCAACGAGAGCCGAGGAGCUGCGUACGUGUCGACGGGACCCAUUCUAACCACGACCACCUGACAAUGCGGGUUCCACUCUCUAAGGCGGGAACCUUUCUUUUUCUUUUCUUUUUUUUUUUGGGUUUUUUUUGGCAGUAAGUAACGGAUUCGGUCAUGCUUUUUGUGAUGAGAGUGAGAGAGAGAGAGAGAGUGAGUGAGAGGGUCACAGUCUCGCAGAUACUGUGUCUUGAAAAGAGAGUUGUAGAAGAGAGAGAGAGAGAGUGUGUGUUUCAUGUUUAUGUGUGUUUUGUUUCGUUAAACUUGGGAUUAAUUGAGCUCAAUACAGUUUUGGAUAGUUUUGUUUUUUUUUCGUUUGUUUCAUCUUUCAAAAGCAGAUAUAUAGUUAAUUUGUGUUUUUAAAAAAAAAUCUCUCAUUGGAGUCUGUUCUCUGCUCUUUUUUGUUUUUGGGGUUCUCAACUGAGUUUUGGGGUUUAUUUUCAGACAUACAUAUACAAAGUUUGAUGCUUUUGUGUCCCCCCCUUAUCAAGAACAAUGUGUUUUUAAAAAAAUAAUUAAGCUUUCUUAAAAUUUUCAAUUUUUAUUUUUAUUUUACAAGGCAAAAGAGAGAGACAGAGAAUUUUAGAUAAGAAUCUUUGAGCCAAUGAGAUAUUCUAAUUCAUCUUCUCUGUGAAGAUUUUUGAGUUCAAUUCCAUUUUUCUCAUUUUGUCUUGUUUGUUUCUCAUUGGUUUCCUCGAGAAUAUAUGUGGUUUUGGAAGAAGAGGAUAGAUAGGAGAGCUUCACUGUUUAAUAUUUUAGUCUUUUAAAAAAAAAACUUUUUCUGGGUUUCUAUGUAAAGCUUUGAACAGCUUCUUCACUUUCCUGGCUUCUCUCAGAUUUGUUGUCUAAUCUUGAAAACCCCCAAAUGCUUUUUAUUCAUUAGCGACGCAACAAUGGAGCAAAGAAGCAAAAACACUGUUGCACUGCUCUUACUCUUCUUCUUCUUCUUCUUCUUAGUCUUCAAUUCAAGAACGGCUACAAGUUCAAGUUGUCGUCGAAGAACAGUGAAACACUUAUCCACAACUUCAACAUCGUCUACACUACUCGAAUCAAGAAUCACUUCCAAGGUCAUUAUUAUUAGCAUCCUCUCAGGGAUUUUAACCGGCUUGGUUUCAGCCUUGGUGUUAGCUUUCUUGGUUCGUUGCAUUGUCAAUUACAUGAGACAGACGCCAAUUCUCAAAGGUCCUGUGGUGUUUUCCCCUAAAAUCACACCUAAGUCUCUUCACGCAGCUCUUGGUAAUGGUAUUCAGUUGCUUGGUUCAGACCCUAACAGUAAAUACUACAAGAUGGUGCUUGAUAAUGGUCUAGUGGUUGCCGUCAAGAGGCUAGGCUCUCUUGAAGGUACUGGUUCACCAGAAAGUAGUAGUAGCAAGUCGGUUAAGAGAAGGUUGCAGAAGGAACUUGAGCUUCUUGCUGGGUUAAGACACAGGAACCUUAUGAGUUUAAGAGCUUAUGUUCGCGAAUCCGAUGAGUUGUCUCUCGUCUAUGAUUACAUGCCCAACGGUAGUCUUGAGGAUGUCAUGGAUAAGGUUAGAGCUAAAGAGGUAGAGCUUGGAUGGGAGAUUAGGCUUCGAGUUGCUGUUGGAAUUGUUAAAGGGCUUCAGUAUCUUCAUUUCAGUUGUGAGACACAGAUUCUUCAUUAUAGCUUGAAACCUACAAAUGUUAUGUUGGAUUCUGAGUUUGAGCCCCGCCUUGCUGAUUGUGGAUUGGCCAAGAUCAUGCCUAGUUCACACGCAGCCGUAUCUUGCUACUCUGCUCCUGAGUCUUCUCAAAGUAACAGAUACACAGACAAAAGCGACAUAUUCAGCUUCGGCAUGAUACUGGGAGUUCUUUUAACUGGAAGAGACCCGACCCAUCCCUUCUGUGAAGAGGCUGCAAGUGGAGGCACCUUAGGACAGUGGCUAAAACAUUUGCAGCAAUCCGGGGAAGCACGAGAAGCAUUAGACAAAAGCAUUCUUGGAGAGGAAGUGGAAGAAGAUGAGAUGUUAAUGGCUUUAAGAAUCACCAUUAUCUGCCUUUCUGACUUUCCGGCAGACAGGCCUUCAAGUGAUGAGCUUGUCCACAUGCUUACACAACUGCACAGCUUUUAGUCUAAUGUCUUGUACCAUCAUAUCUGUGACACCAGUCUAUAUAUCUGCAGUUACAUCAAUAUAUUUCUUUUUCUUUA
This is a messenger RNA of Capsella rubella, 2467 nucleotides long. Its product is annotated as inactive leucine-rich repeat receptor-like protein kinase CORYNE. Gene Ontology annotation, molecular function: ATP binding; protein kinase activity. The transcript is spliced from 2 exons. NCBI's taxonomy places the organism in Eukaryota, Viridiplantae, Streptophyta, Magnoliopsida, Brassicales, Brassicaceae. Gene Ontology annotation, biological process: protein phosphorylation. The coding region runs from base 1194 to 2390 and encodes 398 amino acids. The record is from RefSeq and is a predicted model, not a curated record.